GUUAUUUCAAGGAGGAACUCAUAUUGACUAACCUUAAGCAAGCUGGAUAUAUUACAUUAAUGUGUGGUGACGGACCAAACGUUGUUGGUGCUCUUAAGCAGGCUCAUGUUGAGUUGUGCUUCUUGACGGCAAGCCUGAAAAUUGCUGAACAUCAAAAAAUACAGCGAUUUAAAGAUGUAUAUGAAAGUCAAUUAAAAUUUACUUCACAGUUCAACAUGCCACCUCCACCCCAGCAAUUGCGCAUUUAUUCCCACAUAUUACCAACAACUUCAGCAACAAACUACCUCAGGUUUGGUAUGAAUCAACUUGCGGAAAAUCUUUUACAAGAUUUCGAUGAUGAACCACCAACAAUUAAGUUAGGAGACGCAUCAGUAGUUGCACCUUUUACAUCUAAACUUUCCAAUGUGGUAGCAAUUGCAAACAUUGUCCGUCAGGGUCGUUAUACAUUGGUUGCCGCUAUUCAGAUGUACAAAAUUUUGGUUUAA
Messenger RNA from Dentiscutata erythropus, 485 nucleotides. The record is from the annotation of a GenBank genome assembly. NCBI's taxonomy places the organism in Eukaryota, Fungi, Glomeromycota, Glomeromycetes, Diversisporales, Gigasporaceae.